UGGUUGUGUAACAGGUGUUUAUUGGGUUCUGGUUCUGUGAGGUCCGCUGAGGGCUGCGCAUGUAACUCUUCUUCUUCAGGUUCUCCAGGUUCUCCAGGUUCUCCAUGCUGUCCAGUGUUCCCGGUCUGAAGUUCCACACCUCGGCCUCCCCUCUGAUGGGGGCCACGGUGGAGCAGUUCGAGCGGGCCAAGAGCCGCCUGUCCUCGCUGAAGGAGGACCCGGGCAACGAGGCCAAGCUGAGGAUCUACGCCCUGUUCAAACAGGCCACUCAGGGUCCCUGCAACACCCCCAAACCUGGCAUGCUGGACUUCGUCAACAAGGUGAAGUGGGAGGCGUGGCGGUCCCUGGGCUCCGUCUCUCAGGACGAAGCCCGGCAGCAGUACUGCGACCUGAUUGGCUCCCUGGCGGCAGCAGAAGGCGAGAGCUCCGCCCCCGUGGCCGCACAGCCCGCCGGAAGCGGGCCGACAUACGAGACGCUGCUGGUCACCACGGAGGACGCCAUCACCACCAUCACCCUGAACCGGCCGGCCAAGAAGAACGCCCUCACCACCGCGAUGUACGACGACAUUAUAGCAGCUCUGGACCAGGCAGCGAAAGACGACUCCGUCAUCACCGUUUUCACUGGCGCCGGUGAUUUCUACUGCAGCGGGAACGACCUGUCCAACUUCACCAGCGUCCCCGAGGGGGGGCUGGAGGAGUCGGCCCGGCGGGGGGGAGAGCUGCUCAGGUGAGCUCUGAUUGGCUCGUUAGUCUCUGAUCAGGUUUAGAUCAUGUUUAGAACAGCUCGUUGCCUGUAGGGUUUCAUCUUUCCGACGCUCCUUGAACACAUCGCGCACAAUAGUGAGUCAUGAGGUCACCUGAAGGAUCCUAUUGGCUCACCACUCCUCUAGUCAUGAGGUCACCUGAAGGAUCCUAUUGGCUCACCACUCCUCUAGUCAUGAGGUCACCUGAAGGAUCCUAUUGGCUCUCCACUCCUCUAGUCAUGAGGUCACCUGAAGGAUCCUAUUAGCUCACCACUCCUCUAGUCAUGAGGUCACCUGUAGGAUCCUAUUGGCUCACCACUCCUCUAGUCAUGAGGUCACCUGAAGGAUCCUAUUGGCUCACCACUCUAGUCAUUCAAGAUUCAAGAUUCAAGAUGUUUUAUUUGUCACAUACACACACAGGGUGUGCAGUGAAAUGAAAGUGGCAAU
Messenger RNA from Pseudoliparis swirei, 1190 nucleotides. Its product is annotated as enoyl-CoA delta isomerase 2-like. The record is from RefSeq and is a predicted model, not a curated record. The transcript has 6 exons. Gene Ontology annotation, molecular function: fatty-acyl-CoA binding. The coding region runs from base 105 to 731 and encodes 208 amino acids. Lineage: Eukaryota; Metazoa; Chordata; Actinopteri; Perciformes; Liparidae.